Exaiptasia diaphana is the source of this 1169-nucleotide messenger RNA. RefSeq lists its product as uncharacterized. The coding region runs from base 74 to 1138 and encodes 354 amino acids. The record is from RefSeq and is a predicted model, not a curated record. The transcript is spliced from 5 exons. Gene Ontology annotation, cellular component: Golgi apparatus. NCBI's taxonomy places the organism in Eukaryota, Metazoa, Cnidaria, Anthozoa, Actiniaria, Aiptasiidae. Gene Ontology annotation, biological process: peptidyl-tyrosine sulfation. Gene Ontology annotation, molecular function: protein-tyrosine sulfotransferase activity.
CUCAUAUUGUUUUAUCUUACAGUAUACUUACAAUUUAAACGUYCCUACACAUCUAUCGCUGACGAUUACAACAAUGAUACUCCUAACUUUGACUUCAAAAUAUGUUAUUGUGGUGUUAACUGUUAUAGUUGCCUUUUUACUCUUCAUUGAAAUGGAUAUUUGGAAUAGUAAUUCAAGUGUUAAUCUAGACGUCUCCUUGAUGAAUUCCUCAUUUGACUCUAAGCAAACCGAGUGUCUACCAGGCGGGCUUCCUGACUCAUUGGACAAACUACGCAUGCUCUAUGACAACGUCGAGACGUUUGUGAUGUUCAUUGGUUAUCCUCGAAGCUCUCAUAGUCUUGUGGGGUCUCUUUUGGACGCACAUCCAGAGAUAAUCAUCCCUCAUGAGUACCACAUUGUAAACCAGUGGGAAAUUUAUCGAGAUGAAAAAAUCCGAAACACAGGAAUACUUAAAUAUCUACUCUUCUACAAUCUACACACUUUGUCGACCUGGCAAGCUACCUUUGGAAAUAGGGCAGCAAAGCCUAUUUUCGUGGACGAUGGUAUUAAUUCGUACAAUGUUCCUGAUUCCUGGCAAGGGACAUUUCACGAGAAAAUAAAGAUUUUUGGAGACAAGAAAGGUGGUGGAACCACKAUGGAGCUAUGUGAAAAACCUSAAAARUUUGCCAUUCUAAAAGAGCUCGACCAGGCACUUGAUAUGCCAUUAAAGUUUCUUCAUGUGGUCAGAAAUCCAUUUGACAUCAUUUCCACGUGGGUAUUGAGGUUCAUGAAUGUAAGAAAAAAGGUUAAUGAUGGAAAGGUAUACAACAAAACGAAAUUGGUUGACCACUUCAUAGGGUCUUUUUUCGACCUUGUGGAAACAAAUGAAAAAAUUCGAAAGAUUUACGGAAAUAGCUCUGUGCUGGACAUCCUUAACCUUAACUUACGGUCAAAACCUCAAGAAACCAUAAAGACCAUAUGUGUGUUUCUCAAUAUCUCUUGUAAUGAUGAAUAUCUUCAACUAGUUAGUAAAGUCGUAAAAGGAAAACCAUCGACGACGAGAAAAAACAUCGUGUGGACGGAACGACAGAAACAAAUACUUCAAAAACAAAUGCAGAAGUAUUCUUACCURCGCUCGUUCACCUACGAGAUGGAAUGAUAUGUUUAUYUKUUUUAUUACCAAUGUCCAA